AUGAUGAAGAAGAGAGAUACCAAAAGAAUUAAGGUUGGUGAGAAGAGAAAGGUUAAGGGAAUUAACAACAACAACAACAUCAAGAAGAAGAAGAAGUUUAUGAAAACAAACAAUAAACUUGGAAGCAACCAAGUAGGGAAGUGGUGCGGCCAGUGCAAGAAAAAGCAUUUCGGUGACUAUGUCAUUUGCUUCAAGUGUAAGAAGCUGGAGAAUAUUUCAACAAAUUGCCAUGCGAAAGGAAGAUUUUGUUUUGAUUGUGGAGAGGAGGGGAACAUGAAGGCGGAGUGCCCGAAACCGAAGAAGGUGAUCCCGAGGAUCUUGCCACCAAAGCCCAAGGGUUGGAGCUACCAGAUGACCCUCAAUAAGGCUAAGGAAAAACCAACAUUGCUUCAGACUAUCACACUUAGACUAAGUACCCCUAACUUAGUAGAAGUAGCUGGUGGUAGGAAUAUACCUAUUAGCAAUAUGUUAGAGGCCGUAACUGUAAAUUUAGAUGGGAAUGGAUUUCGUCGAGAGCUUUUACCUUUUGAGUUAAGUGAGUUCGACAUCAUUCUCAGCAUGGAUUGUUUGGGAGCGAACCUCGCAGACAUCUUGUGUGGACGGAAGAUGGUGCACGUUAAUCCACUUGGAAAAAAUCCAUUCAUCAUUUAUAGAGAUAGGAUUAGAGUGAAGUCAGGAAUCAUCCCAAUGAUUAAGGCCAAAAGAUGCUUAUCAAAGGGAUGUUCGGCAUUCCUAGCAUACAUAAUCGACACGAAGAAGGAGAAAAGGGAAAUGGCUGAUAUACUUGUGGUACGAAACUUUCCUGAAGUAUUUCCAGAUGAAUUACUAGGAUUACCACUAGAGAGGCAGGUAGAAUUAAGAAUCGACUUGUUUCCAUGCAUGACGCCAAUUGUGAAGGCUACAUAUCGUUUAGCAUUGAUAGAGAUGAAGGAGUUAAUGACACAACUCCAAGAGUUUUUGGACGGUACUAUAAGAAUCUGUAUUGAUUAUUGGGAGCUAAAUAAAGCUACAAUCAAGAAUAAGUAUCCUUUACAUAGAUAG
Lactuca sativa (garden lettuce) is the source of this 1041-nucleotide messenger RNA. The record is from RefSeq and is a predicted model, not a curated record. NCBI's taxonomy places the organism in Eukaryota, Viridiplantae, Streptophyta, Magnoliopsida, Asterales, Asteraceae.